Molecule: messenger RNA, 6187 nt
Organism: Mugil cephalus (flathead mullet)
Lineage: Eukaryota; Metazoa; Chordata; Actinopteri; Mugiliformes; Mugilidae
Product: metal transporter CNNM4-like
Exons: 10
Coding region: 115-3048 (977 amino acids)
Biological process (GO): transport; magnesium ion homeostasis
Cellular component (GO): plasma membrane
Molecular function (GO): transmembrane transporter activity
Source: RefSeq, a predicted model, not a curated record
AUAUCAGGUUAUGUGAAUACACCGGUGCUAUACUUUAAUUAAACAGCGUUUCAGCAGCGAAAAGAAAAUAAGCGCAACUGAGCCCUAACGAUUACACCAACAAACAAUGUAAACAUGGAUCGCAGCGGUGUGGCGGCUAUUAUUGGAAAGUUACGUCAUGGUGCUGCACAAGAACACGGUGAUCGCGGAGCUGAUGGUCCCUCCUUCCACCACAUGGACCGGAACCACGCAGCAGCAGCAGCAGCAGCAGCACCACGUGACCCGGGAGCCCUGGACCGACCGAGCGCCUCACACCGCAUCAUGGCUGCGGAGGAUGCGGCUGCGCGGCGCCGAGCGGGAGCUCUCCUCUCCCCCGGGGCUCCGCUCUCUCCCUCCCGCAUGCUGCUGUUCUGCCUCGGCGCCUGCUCGCUGCUCCCCGCCCCGGGGCUCGGCUUGCUCGGCUUUCGGCCGGAGGAGACCGGGGCGGAGCUGUCCGUGGCGGACGGGGUGCUGAAAGCCACCGAGGGAACUCGCUUCAUGCUGCGGGUUUACUACUCCACCUCCCCGCAGAGGCUCAACCGCACCGCGGGCACCCGUGCCAACAAUGCCGCGCCCUGGAUCGCCUUCAUCGAGGAGCCGACUCCCGGGCGAGAGGGACAAGUUCACCCCAAGCGGAAUAUGUGCAUGGACAAAACCGCCAGGACGUCCGACAUCGAGGUUUUGGGCUCUUUCAAGUCCGCUUCCAGUCAGAACUCGGUGCUGGUCGAGCUGCUGGCUAAAGACCUGCGCAGGGGGGAGAAGAUCAAAUACUACUCCAUGUGCGCCUUCGACGGAUCUAAGUGGGAACACUACCGAACGAGGGAUUUCUGGGUGGCCGUGAGCGAGCGCUCCGCUGUGCCGGAGCUCUGGCUGCAAGUGCUGGUCUCGGUCCUCCUGCUCGGGCUGUCAGCUCUGUUCAGCGGGCUGAACUUGAGCCUGCUGGCGCUGGAUCCGGUGGAGCUCCAGGUCAUCCAAAACAGCGGCACGGACGCGGAGCAGAAUUACGCGCGGAAAAUCGAGUCCGUGCGCCGGCACGGCAACUACGUUCUGUGCACUUUACUGUUGGGGAACGCGAUCAUCAACGCCUCGCUGGCCGUGUGGAUGUGCCAGAUCCUGGGCAUGACCUGGCUCUCCACGGUCAUCUGCGCCUUCGGCAUCUUCUUCAUUGGGGAGAUCCUCCCACACUCGGUGGCAUCUCGCCACGGCCUGGCCAUCGCUUCCAAAACCAUCUGGGUGACGCGGCUGCUGAUGGUGCUCUCCUUCCCCAUCUCCUACCCCAUCAGCAAACUGCUGGACCUCAUCCUCAACCAGGAGAUCUCCAACUUCUACACCAGAGAGAAACUCCUGGAGAUGCUGCGAGUCACCGACCCGUACCACGACCUGGUCAAGGAGGAGCUCAACAUCAUCCAAGGGGCGCUGGAGCUGCGCACCAAAACCGUGGAGGACGUCCUGACGCCGCUCACCGACUGCUUCAUGCUGGCCUCGGACGCGGUGCUGGACUUCAACACCAUGUCGGAGAUCAUGCAGAGCGGAUACACGAGGAUACCGGUGUUCGAGAACGAGAGGUCCAACAUCGUGGACAUCCUGUUCGUCAAGGACCUGGCGUUCGUGGACCCGGACGACUGCACCUCCCUGAAGACCAUCACCCAGUUCUAUAAGCACCCGCUGCACUGCGUCUUCCACGACACCAAGCUGGACGCGAUGCUGGAGGAGUUCAAGAAAGGGAAGUCCCACCUCGCCAUCGUGCAGCGCGUGAACAACGAGGGUGAGGGCGACCCUUUCUACGAGGUGAUGGGCAUCGUCACCCUCGAGGACGUCAUAGAGGAAAUCAUCAAGUCGGAGAUCCUGGAUGAGACGGACCUCUACACUGACAAUCGUACGAAGCGCCGGGUUUCUCACCACGAGCGGAAGCAGCAGGACUUCUCCAUCUUCAAACUGUCGGAGAACGAGAUGAAAGUGAAGAUUUCUCCGCAGCUCCUCCUGGCGACGCACCGCUUCCUCUCCACAGAGGUGGAGCCCUUCAAACCAGCUCACAUCUCUGAGAAGAUCUUGCUGAGGCUGAUCAAACAUCCCAGCGUGGUCCAGGAACUGAAGUUUGAUGAGAAGAACAAGAGGGCGUCGCAGCACUUCCUCUUCCAACGCAACAAGCCGGUGGACUAUUUCAUCCUGGUGCUGCAGGGUCGAGUUGAGGUGGAAUUCGGUAAGGAGGCGCUGAAGUUUGAGAAUGGAGCGUUUUCUUAUUUUGGAGUACCUGCCAUCAUGCCAACAGUCCACAGAUCCCCCUCUCGCAGCAGUGGUUUGGACCACUCAGAGUCUAUGCUGUACGGAGGAAGCAUGAGCCAGCUGAACGGAGGGGGGAACGUCUACCUACCGGACUACUCUGUCAGACAGCUCACACACCUGCAGAUCAUUAAGAUCACCCGGAGCCACUACCAGAACGCAGUGACGGCCACCAGGAUGGACACCUCCCCUCAGACUCCCGACGCUGACACUCGUCUGACAGAAGGCAACAGCCCGACCCCGGAGCCUCCGGCCACGGACCACGCAGCCACUCUGAUGCCUCCGGAGCACACCACCACCACCACCACCACCACCACCACAAACACAACCGCCACCACCACCACCACGCUCAUGCCCCCGCCCCGAGGGCCCAGCCGACCCAGUUCGGCCCGAGCUCGAGGGCAGCAGUCCAGCGUCCCGCCCAGCACCUCGCUGCUGAACGAGAGGAACCGGAUAGUCCGGAGUAAGUCAGACGGCCAGAAGAGUCCCAGUGAUUCAGUGUUUCUGAGGAUGGAUGAGAUCCCGUACAUCAGGGAGGACAGAUCUGAGACUGACGCUCACUCUGACAUGGCCUCUGUUCCCAUGGAAACGGACACGUCCCCUUUCAUCAGUAGUCUGUCGCUGAGCGGUUCAGAGGACACACUGGGCAAGAAGCUGCUGCUCAAACUCAGCCACAAGAAGAGGAAAAAAUCCCGCGAGGGCGACAAGACGCCGGAGGACAUUUCAGAGCAGCCGCUGGUGAAAACCUAGCGACGCCGCGGAGUGGACACGGACACGGACACGGACGCUCCAUCACCUGAUGGUCCUUUAAGCUGUUUGUAAAAGACGACGUGGCUGCUGAACUGCAGCUCUCAGAGUUUUAUCUGAAAACACUUCUCCACACGCCCACGUGGAGAACCGGGACACGUGGGUGGAAGACGCCGUUUUUAUCUUAGGACAGAGGCGAUCGCGCAUUAACACAACCUCUCCAAGCUUCUUUCUCUCCGAUGCUUUUCCUCCUUGGCUUUUCGAUUCAGCUCGGCCGCACACGCACAUUUUUCUGCGCUGACGUUUGCACAUUUAAACGGACGGGAUCUCUUCUCGGUGGAACCGAAGGGGACGACUCGCGGGAAAAACAGAGGGGAGACACCAAAGACGCUGCUGCUUUGUACACGCCGCUGCAGAGUGCACAGGGGGGGGAGCAGACGUGCGGCCAUUUGCGUUGAGGUUUGUCGAGCUAAGCCUGUCGUAGUCUGCACCGUAACAGCGCUUCACUAUUUUUUAUGUCUGAUGUUCAGGUGAGUUUCAGGUCGGUAGAGACUCUUUUCUUGUAUCUAACAUGUGAACACAUUCAUGUCCAGAGCCCUCACACACAAUCACCACGUCUGGGAUCAAACUGAGUUAUUUAUACGGUGGUUAUGAGCCGAGUCGGAGUCUUUCAGCCUGAUGAGGAGCCGUCCGCCUCCUGCUUUUGUGUUUCCGUGCUGAGGAUCUAGAAACUACGGACCAGACGCGUUAAACGACUCAUUUACACGUUCGCUGAGGUCGUCACCACUCGCGUGGUUUGACUCAGCGUUUAGCUCAGACGUUACACUGGGCGUUGGAUAUUAUACUGUAUAUUAACGAUGGAUUUCAAGAAUAAGUGGUGACGAACGCACGUACACACGAUCAGCCACAAGAUUAAAACCAGCGACGGGGGUCAGUGAAUGACAUUUAAAACGGUCUUUUGGCAGUUCAGGAAACUUUUGGACCUGACAUUCAUUAACUUAGACAUGUAGCCCCCACCCACCUAAACCAGACCAGACCAGACCAGACACCCCCACCCCAUAGCAGCGACGCUCCUGACACAGACACACAAAAACACUUUGGGAACAACUAAAAUCAAGACUGCACAAGGCGUUGACCUGGCCUCCACAUUCACUAGAUCCCAUAGCUUAGCUUAGCUUAGCUUAGCUUAGCCUAGCAUGAAGUCAGGUGAACAGAGCACGCCCCGGCGCUAACGUCCGAGCUCGUAGCAUCAAGCCAGAGGCCGGUUUGUCUGUGCUAACCUUUACUAACAUGAGCGGUUUCCAUCUUUGCAUGUGACUCUUGGACAUAGAGUUUAGAUCCCAAAAUGAUCCUGUGUUUUUUUUUGUUUGUUUUUUUUUUGUGGCCGUGUGAACAUCUCUGUAGAUUCCUCAGAGGUUCCUCCGACGACCACAUGACUCUGGUGUCAAAAAACAAAACAAAAGAGGCUGAAACAGCUGCUACUACGAUACUUUUUUGUUUAACUUACUCAAGGCGUGCUGGUAAAAUAUUAGCUGGCUUUAAUAUGUAUCCAGGAGUCUCUCAUCUGCUUCCCCCCUGUAUUGUUUGAAUAGUAUUUUACAGCUCAUAAAAUAAUUCACAUACCUGUUGCUGUCUUUGGUUGAGACGUGCGUCAGACUGCGGCUCAGAUGUGAAUGGUAAAAAACAAACAAACACACAUUUGAGCUGAACAUAGAUUCAAGAAAUCUCUUCCUGUUCCAGGAGCCGAGUCUUUUCUUAACGCAGAACCGUGUCUCUGUUCACUUACAGGGACAUUUACUGACGCGCUAUAAUAUCAGGCUGAUUAAUUCAGCCGCUUUUCAGGCUCCACUCGCUUAUACACCAACAUCUACGGAGCCGGUCACAGGCUGAUUUCACAUGGUCUCAUUUUAAUUUAUGUUUUUAAUCAGAUUUCUAGAAAAUAAAUAAAUAACUGAGUUAAUCUGCACAGAGUUUGAGUUGGAGAACGGAGUCGCUGAAUGUUUCCCGCAACGUGUUUGCACAUGUUGUUCGCCUCUCGGCUGCAUGUGGAGCUGAACGUGAUGCUGAAGGUUAUUUCUGAGGCUGCGGCGUCGUGUGAAUGUAAAUCGGGUCUUUGCCCGACAAAGUACGAGACUGUUCAGUUUAACAGGACGAAACGAUGUGGACACAGCUGCAUUUGGUUUUUUGCUCUUUUUGUUUUUUGUAUAUGAGAGCAGCGCUGAAACCUAACCGGACCCCUGAUGUCCACCGGCGUGUGCAGGACGUCCAGACGCAGCAGAGACGUCCCUGUGCUCCAGGUGUCUCUGUCCGCAGGGCGCCGAGGGGACGGAGGGGGGACGGGGGGGGGGGGACGUACGGGCGCGGCUCCGUCUCUCUCCGAGUUUGCAGGAUCAGAUUUGUGCCUCUGCGGCAAAGCGGAGCGAGAGGAGGAGGAGGAGGAGGAAAGUAGGGAUUCAGGGAAAUAAAGGCACUUAGACGUCUUGAGUUUCAUGUGUGAUUGUAAAACUGAGACGAGGUUAUUAAAUAAAAGCCAGACAAAAUGUAAUUCCGUUUCCUCGCGUCAUCGUCUGCAUUGAGGAGCAGGGUUUGCUCGUGUUUGUCGUCAUUGUUUUUGUUUUAUGGGUUUAUUAGAGAGAAGAGACGAGACGAGCUUCAGCUUUGAAUCGGUGACAAACGCUGGUCGUCGACGGCCUUUUGCCAUCGAUCAGUCAGAGAACGAGAGGAUGACAAAGUGGGAGGGGCCCUUUUUCAGCUCUGCCCAUUGGCUGAUGGAAGAGGCAGCCUCCCCCCCCCGUUCUCCCCCCGUUCUCCCUCCGUCCUUCCUGGGUGCAAUACAUCAAACCUGCUGAGUCACUUUGGUGCAUCGGAGCACCGACCAAUCAGCUCCGUCCUCUGAGGUCAAAGCAGACAGUGAUGGAUUCUGCUGCAGGACGGUGUCCGCUAGUUCAGUCUGUUUGUCUCUUCUUUUCUUUUUGUUUCGUUCUGCAUCACCUCUGCUUCCAGGAGCCGGUAGAACGUCUGACACAAAGUCCCACGAUGUAGUGAGCUUCAACACUCUACUGUCCUCAUUUACGUUCACAGUCUGUUCGUAGGUUCAUCUGAAAGACGAAGUAUUUUAGUUGACGCUGACACUACUGAAAAA